AUGGGUCCCCCUGUAAUCAUGGAAACCCCUGCAGCCAUGGGAGCCCCUCCAGCCGUGGGACACCCUGUAACCAUGAGACCCCCUGCAGCCAUGGGCCCCCUGCUGCUGUGGGCUCCUCCUGUAGCCAUGGACCCCCACUGUAAUCAUAAGCUCCCCUGCAGCCAUGGACCCCCUACAGUCAUGGGCCCCCCCUGUAAUCAUGGGCCCCCCUACAGCCAUGGGCCCCCUGCAGCCAUGGGACCCCCUGUAAUCAUGGGACCCCCUGCAGCCAUGGGACCCCCUGGAUGCAGCCUGUCACCCCAGGCCGCUGCUGUGCCCACCCCUGCGUCCCAGCACCCCAGGGCCCAGUCCUGUGCUGGCCACAACCCUAACCCCUCACCUGGACCCCCUGCAGGAAUCUUCACACGCCCAUUUUUUGACAAGAGCCCCCACAUGGGGAGCUGCACUCCCGGCCCAGCAUCAGGGCUGAAACUGGCACCUUGA
Molecule: messenger RNA, 483 nt
Organism: Elephantulus edwardii (Cape elephant shrew)
Lineage: Eukaryota; Metazoa; Chordata; Mammalia; Macroscelidea; Macroscelididae
Product: basic proline-rich protein-like
Exons: 3
Coding region: 1-483 (160 amino acids)
Source: RefSeq, a predicted model, not a curated record